Molecule: messenger RNA, 1464 nt
Organism: Bipolaris maydis ATCC 48331
Lineage: Eukaryota; Fungi; Ascomycota; Dothideomycetes; Pleosporales; Pleosporaceae
Source: RefSeq, a predicted model, not a curated record
AUGUUGCUCCUAGCGAGACAGAGCUUACUGGCGCUCGCAUGUGCAAGCGCCGUCAUUGCGACUCCUACACCUUCCACACAGGCAGAUGCCCUUCUCCCCCGCGACCUCACAAUACGGCAAGACGCAGACGCAGACACCAUUCAAAACUGCGAAGAAGAGUACACAACGAAGAAUGGACUCGCGUUCAAGCUAUACUGCCAGCAGAAUGCUCCUUUUAGCGAUGCGGUUAGAGAAACAACCGGGGCUGGUGUCUGGUUUUACACUGGUACUUGGGAUGAAUGUAUGGAACACUGCUCGCGUUUCUCAGGCGAUGCGUGUUACGGUAUCACCUGGACUGUACCCGGCGGUCACUGCUGGCUGAAAACGAGCAAUGUCUCCACCGAAGCCCUUACACCUGCACCAGAAGCAAUAACUGGCCUUCUCAUAGACAGGAACCAGAUGAAAGGCUUCGACACAAAGUGCCCGAAUGCAGACUUGUCGGACAAUCCUCUCCCGGGCGUCGAGGGCAUAACAUACACGACACACUGCGGCAAAGUAAUCGACGAGCCACCACGUUGUUUCGAGGAAUUCGACUGUUUCGACCCGGACUACCGCGCCUUCUACCACACCGCAACCCUCGAAGAAUGCCUCGAAAUCUGCGUCGGCCUGCACCCCCUCUGCCGCGCCGUAUCCUGGAACCCAGAUCUCACAGCUGGCUACGCAAACUGCAAGCCCAAAUACGGCAAUUCGCCCAAAUUCAUCAGCCCCACCGCAGAGCAAGGCGUCAUCCACGCGGCUGAAAUUGUCGAAUUCGACAUCCCAGACACCAAGUGCCCGGAGCAAAACACAUAUCAAGCCGCUGGUGGUACCAAACCGCGCUUCGACAUCCACUGCGGAAAGACGAAUCCAGGACGUAACAUUACGAACCUCCACGCCCACAACAUGACUACUUGCAUGGAUGCCUGCGCCGCAAGCGACAAAGGAUGUAAAGCCGUCCUGUUCUCAUCCACGCUCGACAGCGGAUACAACAACUGCUAUCUCCAAAACACCUCGAGCAUAAUCUCGGACCUCUCCACCUCCACCUACGCCGUCCUAUCCGACAGCGACAUGACCUCGUCCUCGCCCUCCAACUCGUCUUCUCCCAACUCCUCCUCGUCAUCCUCUUCCUCGAGCGGAAGCACCAGCAAAGCCUGGAUCGCCGGCCCCGUCGUCGGCGGCAUCGUCGUCCUCGCCGCCCUCAUCUUCGCCGCCUUCUGGUGGCGCAAGCGCAAAGCCACAAAGGCCGGUGUGCCCGAGAAAGACACACAGACGGCGGGUUACGGUUCCGUACCUGUCCAUGAUGCCGAGUCGUCGAGUUAUUAUCGCCAUGAUGCACCCGUCCAGAGUGACAGGGCCGAGAUCUAUACCCCUGGUCAGACGAAUGAGUUACCCGGGAGUGUCAAGUAUGCGCAUAAUGCCGGCGAGGCGCAGGAGUUGCCUAGCUAG